AUGGCGCAUGUGAAUCUUCCCGAGGAAUUGGUGGAAGAGAUACUCCAUCGUUGUCCAUCUCUAUCUCUUUCCCGAUUCAGAACCGUUUCCAAAGAAUGGAAUACACUUUUCAACGAUACGACGUUCAUCCACAAGCACUUGGAUCUGGUCCGUACUCAAUUCCUUUUAUGGACCAAUUCCAAGGUUUAUUCGGUAGGUCUCAAUCUCAACGACAAUGAUCCAAAAGUAGAGCUGCGUGAGUUGGCCUUAAAUAUUCCAGAUUUAAGUGAUCAUAGGACAACAAACUUUCUUCCUUGCAAUGACUUAUUGUUUUGUGCCUCAUGGUGGUGGAACAACAAAGCGGUUGUUUGGAACCCGUCGUUGAGACAAACUAGAUGUAUCAAGUCGGAGGAAGAACAUUUCAUGUUUGGUGGCAUAGGGUACGAUAGUGGUAAUCCCGGAAAGGGUUAUCAUCUAUUUGGAUAUAGUUAUCGUCGACGAAGUGUUAAGGGAAACAACUCUAUGUUUUAUAAAAGAUUUUCUAUGUACAACUUUGGAAGCAAUGCAUGGAAGUGUAUUAUUGAUGUUUCAGAGGAAGAGACGUUCAUAAAAGGAUCAGAUUCAUUAGAUAACAAUGUCUCUUUGAAUGGAAAUUUGUAUUGGGCUGCUUCUGACUUCACGGCUGAUGAAUAUGUUAUCCAAAGUUUCGAUUUUUCUAAAGAGAUAUUGAAAAUCUUUUGCGUUCUGCCGUGGAAGAAGAAAUAUUCUGAUAUUCCAGUCCUCUCAGUUUUUAGGGGAGAUCGACUUUCAGUAUUGAAUAAAUAUAAAGGAACAAAUAACAUCGAGAUUUGGGUGACNGCAUUUUAAUUUGAUGGUGUUUUUUUGAAAAAUGGUCCAUCAAAAAUGGCUUCAUGAAUUUCUUCAANAUUCAUGACAAUUACAAUACCCAUUUAUAAGGACUCUUGUCCAAGUUACUUCAUCACUGACAUCUACGAAAAGAGACUCGUCAUGUGUUGUAGUGACGAAAGUGGAAAGGGUUGCAUUUAUAUUGUCAGUGGCCAUGCGAGGAAGAAAAUUCAAAUAGAUUUUGAUGUUAGUGAGUUUAGUCAUUGUUUCUAUGAUCCUAGUUUAACUCCUAUUCCUUGCGAGGGUUCAGAUCAAGAGACCAACAAUAAUUAG
This is a messenger RNA of Camelina sativa (false flax), 1158 nucleotides long. Its product is annotated as putative F-box protein At1g12190. NCBI's taxonomy places the organism in Eukaryota, Viridiplantae, Streptophyta, Magnoliopsida, Brassicales, Brassicaceae. Gene Ontology annotation, molecular function: protein binding. The record is from RefSeq and is a predicted model, not a curated record.